CUUUUCUCGACCUGCGAAUUGAUUUUGUUUCAUUUCCCGGAGAUGUACGAUUGACGAUUACACCAAGGGAAUUUCCCGAGGGUCUCUUCAUGAUCGGCCAUGGGUGGUGUGCAGAGUGGAACUCAUAAUCUUGGCGAGGCGUUAUGGGUGCAGGAGCGACAGCGGCAAAAGUGUCAUCGAGAUGGCAGUCGCUACGAUUCCCACUCGGCACAGUCGACGCAGGAACGCAGCAAGUUACUGAAGCGUACGAGAAGUCUCGCAGUGAUAUCGGAGGAUGAUUCGCGACAAAAUCGAGAAGCAGCGCAGCACUUUCGGCUAGGUCAAUCGAGCUUCGAUUUACCCAGGAAAUAUCAAUUGAUACCGAGAGCCAAGCUGAUCGAUCGGAAUUCUCUCAAGGACAGACUUUCUAAGAGUCAGCAGCAUCUUUCAGAUUCUUACGAGAGAUUCAACGAGGCAAAACCAUAUUAUUCGCGAUCGACGUGCGGCCUUCACUCAAUUCCACCCGGUCUCGCAUCACUUCCAGAUCCGCUACCUUAUGUCCGAGGAAAUCGUGCCAAUCCUGAUCGACUAAAUAUUCUCGAUUGGCCGGAUCCUCCAAGACGCUAUUGCAGCGUGCAGAAUUUGGAUACCGUAAGCGGAUUGAUCGAUAUCGUCGAGGAUACUUGGCCCAUUGAAGGCAAUCGGAGUAUCGAUUGUAUAUAUACGCAGGUGAAGCGCAAACGUAAAGAGCACAGGAGUUUAGACAGCAUUCUCUUCGAGGACGACGCGGAGCUGGAAUAUUUCGACGUGUUGAAUUUACUGCCUCUUUCCAACAUACGGCUGGGAUACGACGAAGCAGAUUUGUCGAAAGACGAUAAUUUGACGCGAAAGACGGAACAGCUGCACGGUUCGCGGGAUUUAAGAAUACUUGAGUACGAGUCGAGCAGCGAGGCUUCGCCGACGAGAGGCAGCAACGCCACGGACGAGGAGAAAUGUAAAGAGAACACAGUGAACGAGGAUAAUCCCGCUUUAACCAAUAGUUCGGAGAAGAGAGACCGCGAUCUCAAUUUGUCCAAAGAAUCGAGCCGACGAGAUUUAGUAAAACGAGAGCGUCGAAAAUCUGACGAAAGACACGGAAAAAAUUCGCAGAUUAGCUCGACGAACAAAUUCGUAGAUCAGCACAUUCUUUUAUCCUCGACUGAUCAGAAUCAGACGAAGGCCGAUGUCGAUGAUCUCGUGACCUCCUGCGAAGAGGAUCGCAAGCUCGAGGAGGUGGAGGAUUAUAAGUCGAUCUGGAUCUCGAACGAGGACCAUCACAAGAUGUCAAGAAGACCGCAGAUACUCAAAGUCGUCGAUAAUGACGUCACCAAGAGACGCCAUCGACGUUCCGUCGUGGAAAUUGAUGCCAUCGUCGAGGACGUACCGAAGGAUAAAAUAUCGCAGAACAUUGCGAAAGAAGCGAACGAGCGUAUCGAUGUCUCCGUGAUUAAUUCGAGUAAUAAUGUGAACAAGGAGAACGAAGGAAAAAACGGAAAGGAUGCUCCAACCCGGAUACUGGAAAAUGCGGCAACGUUGGAAGACGCGAGAAAUUUCUUCGAGCGGAAAAGGACCGAGAAGGAAGCGACGCGAAAUAAACAGAACGGGGGGAGAUUCGAGAGGAUUGUGAAGGAAACGUCUAAUAUUCUCGGCAAGGCGUGCAGCGUUGUAAAGGGUAGUUUGGGCUUUGAAGCGAGAUCGGAAAGCUCCGAUCUCGGUCUGGGUUCCGAAUCCGGAAGCGACUCCCGCAGACGAUCGAUGGACGACGACGCUGAAGACGAUCGGUCCAGGAACGUCGAGAAUUCUGGCGGGAAAAUCGGUAACGGUAAAAAGUCUCACACUAAUCUGAUCAGGUCCAGAAGCUGCGUGGACUCGAUAGAAUGCCAGGACGAUGGCGCUGAAUUCGAUCACGUGCGCUACAAGAUCGUCAAGUCGCAUAUGUUCAGCAAGAACAUGUUCAACACCGCUAGGGGUGACGUCACGUACGAAGGACUGAUGCAGUACCUGCGCGAAUACUCGUUCCAGGAAUUGCUGAUGGACAACAACGUCGUAAUCAUCGAGCCGGUUCGCGCCGAGCCGGUGGAAAGAAAAUCGUCGACGUUGACCAGAACGGAACCCACGUGCAAGAUCGCCGGUGCGAUUCAGAAGAAGGAGAAUCGCGAGAGGAAUGAUGAACAGUCCGGAAGCAGCGGCACCGGGAAAAGUUCCAGACAAUCGUCCAUCAGGAAACACUUCUUCUACCACCCUAUACGAGUGAAUCGCGAAUUAAUUGAUGAGGAGCUGCCAGAUCCGGAUACGGUGAAAAAUGUAAGGCGUAUGUUCGAGAAUACUCUCCAGAAAAAGAAGAGCGCGUCCGACGCCGAAUUCUCUAGGGACUGCAAGAAUAGGAGGAGCGUUAGCAUGAAAGAUUUGACUAGCCUCGAUGACAGUCGAUAUGACGAAAUGUCCGACAAGGCACGCGAAGAGUCCAGAUCCAGAUGUUCCAGUAGGGCGAAAGAUCUCACAAGACUCUUCGAGACCAAGUCCGCGUCAUCGACUGCCUCUGUUGUCAAGGAAGCACCUGGGAGUCCACGGAGCGAAUCAAAGACGCGGAUUCUCGCACAAAGUUUCGAAGCUCGCAGCGGAAAUACAUCGCCAAGCGGUUCGAACUGUUCUAAAAAUAAAGUCAGCCGCUACCAUCAUCAUCACCAGCACCAAAACUGGGAUACCGGUAGCGUGAGUUCUGGCGUGUCCAGCGAUUAUCUCGACACCGAUCCCGGAAGUGGCGCUCAUUGCACAUCAUCUGACGAUGAUGAGAUGAAUUGUAACGAUGAUGACGCGUCCGCGAAUGCUCCGGGGCACUACGUGUCGCAAGACGUACUGAAGAAGAUCCGCGAAUAUGGCACUUCGGUAACUUACUACGGCGGGAAAGUAGUGAACAUGCACAACGGACCGUUGAUAUCGCCGUUGAUCGGCAAUGGCUUCAAGCGGGUCGACGAGUCGAACGAUUACGUCAAGUUCAAGUUGGUGAAGAGCAACUCGUGCGACAGUAGACUGGAGCUAACGGGCAGACUUAUCGAGAGACGCCGCAGCUGCGACAAAAGCGCUAAUCUCAGACAAUGCACCAUCGCGGAGACACCCAGCAUCGAGAUCACGACGAUCGACAGUAGACGAGAAAACGAGGAGCAGAGAGAUGAGGGUGUCGAGCAAGUCGCGCAAAUGAAGAGAGAACCGCCGGUGGUGAUCGGUUUGGAGCCGAAGAGAGAAGAGUCCAAGGAGACGAGGAGGACGUUUAAAGCCGAGUUCAAACUGGGCGAUCUAGAUGACUUGGGAUCCAAUUAUCCGAGCAAAUUUAUGCCGAGCGCGUUAACGAGAUGGGAAGUGAACACGAGCUGGAGAGUCGACAAUGACUUCGGCAAAAUGGAGUUUGAGGAAUUUGAGGUGCUCGAGGAUAGUCUCAAUGGAAUCGACGGACAGAAUCGAUGCGCGCAAGCAUCCUGAACGAGAGGUUUCUUGUAUGGUAUAUUUAUUUUUUUAAUACGCGAUUGCGAGGAUAAACGAGGAUUGCCAAAGGAAAUAAAUAAGUGUUAUUAUUCUUAAUAAAAUUAAGUGAAAUUUCAUUACGCGUUAAUGAAAAUAAUUUUUUGUAAGAAUAUGUAAGUUUAUGAAAAAGUAAUUUCCAAUCGUACAGGAAUAAAUAUGUUGUUGAAAAAAGUUGAAAUAAAGUUAAACAUUGUUAACAAAAGCACCUACCUUUCGUAGAAUAUAUUAAGAAAUGUUUCUGGUAGCAAAUAAUAAAAAUGCUGCAAAAAAACAUUUAUAGUCAAGCUAAUUUAUCAUUCAAGUUGAUGCAUUCAUUAAUCUAUUAUCGCAAGUGGAUAAGUCCACACGAGUCAUAUUUUAUAGAAGUUUAUGUAGAGAGAGUUAAAAAUAAGUUAUAAUACACGUACAAAAGUUUUAAUGUAAUAUCAUAUGUACUAUACAAAGUAUAGACAAACAAUCAAUGUUCGAGUGUAUUAAAUGUGUAAUAAAUAAUGUAUAUAAUA
Molecule: messenger RNA, 4040 nt
Organism: Nylanderia fulva
Lineage: Eukaryota; Metazoa; Arthropoda; Insecta; Hymenoptera; Formicidae
Gene: jv
Product: javelin
Source: RefSeq, a predicted model, not a curated record